AAUAACCCGGCCCUCUCCUUUCGUCACCAUCACAUCCAGCCAGCCAACAAAAAUGUCGCGCGUCACAGCUGCGGUGCUCUUUUACAUCCUCGCCGUUGCUGCCCUCAGCGCGGCCGAGGCCCCGGCAGAGUCACCGAAGGAAGGCAGUGCUGCCAAGGCACCUGAGGCUGCCAAGAGAACUGCUGCCCCCGCUGAAGCACCCGGAGCCGCGUCCACCCCCGUCGCCGCCGCUGCCCCAUCAUCGUCGUCUAGGAAGUCUGGUCCAGCUACCGCGCCAGCCACCGCCUCUACACCCCCUUCUUCCACGGACGAGGAGUUGAGCCCUUCCCCGCCAGCAUCCACCGCCGCGGCGUCCCCUGCGGCUGAGGGACCGGCUGCUGAUGACUCCGCCGGUGCUGCUGCCCUUGGAAGUGGAGCUGCCAUCGCCGGCGUUGCCGCUGCUGUUGCUACCAUGAUCUUCUUCUACUAAACUCACCGACGAUGGUCGUGUCGCGGUGAGACAUUAGGGUGGACACGUAAUUGGCUGUGCUGUAAUCGCUCUCGUCUGGUGGGGAGGGAGGGACCAAGUGUUUCUUUGCUUUGCUCACUUCGUUUGCUCUUGUAACAUUAUGGGGUCAACCGUUAUGUAACUAAUGGAUUUGAUUAA
This is a messenger RNA of Zea mays, 646 nucleotides long. RefSeq lists its product as uncharacterized. The transcript has a single exon. Lineage: Eukaryota; Viridiplantae; Streptophyta; Magnoliopsida; Poales; Poaceae. The coding region runs from base 53 to 469 and encodes 138 amino acids. The record is from RefSeq and is marked validated.